GUAAACAAAAUGGCAGCAGUGCGGCACAAUAUUGAUGCCGCAGAGGCUAAGAAGUUUCGUGACGCCCUCACACGAUUACGUAGUUUUGUAUUUAGAGAGGACGAAAAGACGAAGACAACAUUGAGUCUUCUUUUAGACGAAUCUAUUGCCGUGGACUCUUCUGUAUAUUCAUUUCACAGUGAAUAUGAAGGCAGCGAGACACUGGGCCAUCUGGCAUGUCAAAUACCUCUUCAUUAUGACAGACUUGUCGCUAAGAUGUGCCACUUCAUCUUUAACUUCUGUGUCCAGAAAAAUGUUGUUUUGACCACCCCUGACCUGCAGGUACUGCUCAGGUUUUUGACCGACGGGCUCCAGCGAUGUCCGGAGUUCAUCCAUGUGGACUUGCUGAGUGCUCUGUUUGCUGUUUGUGAGGGGAAUACUCAUCGCAUCCAGAAAUUCCAUGACACUUUGGUAGGCGGUCAAGGUUUACUGCUGCAGCUGACAGACGACACCACAAGGGAGGAGGAGGUGGUAGUGGAAGCAGUGCGCUGUUUGGCCGUGUUCACCUGUAUCAAGCCCAACAAUGCUGAAUGCAUCGAGGUUCGAUAUUUGUCUGCCAGUUUUGACACUCUAGUUCAUCUGUUGCACAGAGCCCCACACUUGACGAAAAUGUCACCGUCCCUCCGCAACAAAUUGCUGACUCAUUGCUUCAGCGGAAUUCAGAACAUUAUGAUGUUGAAGCGACUUCCUAACAUUGAGCUCGGCACUUUGUUUGCUGCAGUUAGGGCCUACAUGUUCUACGGGAUGACCAGCCAGUCUGUGAACAUCCCAGCCCAGCUGUAUCCCAAUGUGGUUACCCCCUUUGAUCCCUUGGCCUCCACCAAAGUUACGAAGUCUGCCACAGGACAGAGAAGUUCAACAACUGCUGAUUCUGAUGAGGUUUGGUCAGAGCGAGGCGGAGGGAAAGGAGGGGAUGCUGCCAUUAAGAACAAGGGCAGAAAUAAGAAGCCAAGAAGAAAGAAAGGUAAAGGAGGCGGCAAUGAGGAGGAAGCUGGGGCCACAGGAGGCCAGAGGGAGGAGAGGAACGAUAGUUUGACCUCUCAGAGAAAUGGAGGGACGCAGAAGACUGGGCCUGCUUCAGACAUCCCUAGUUCAUACGGCGCUGCCUGGAGCGACGUGACCCCAGAGACGGAGGCCAUGAGCUGGGAGAUGACCUACUUAAAGCUGUCCAGCUCAGACUCGGAGUUCUCCGACACAGAAGGGGGGCGGGCUCGUCAGCAGAAGUCAGAGUCAGUGCGAGUUCGUCAGUGUGCGCUCAACUGUUUCCUGAAUAUCGUCAGGAGUAUAGACAAGAAGGUCAUGUUUGGCUACUGGUCGUCCUUCCUGCCUGACCUGGCCGUACACCCGAGCAGCUCGCCCCCAACCCAGUCUCUCUUCACAACCAUCCUGAAGGAUCCCUCUCCCAAGUGUCGCAUGGCAGCCCUGGCCAGUCUGACCAGCAUGCUGGAGUCGACAAAGAACUUCCUGUCGGUCGCAGAGGACAUGUCGUCUCACCAGCCAGCCUUCACCCCGUUCUCCGCCUUGCUUGGGGCCAUCAUCAAAGAAAUGCAUCGGUGCUUGCUGCAAGCUCUGGUGGCUGAGAACUUCAAGGCUGUCCUCACUCAAAUCAUCAAGUGCCUGGCGAGCCUGGUAGCCAACGUGCCCUAUCACAGACUGCACCCCGGCCUCCUGACACGUGUGCUCAAACAGACACGGCACUUCUUUGCGCAUAAAGACCCAAACUUGCGUACGGCAGCGCUGACCUGCAUCGGGGCUAUCGUCGGCAUCAAGCCACCUUUGAUGGAAGUGUCCCAGCUCAUCAAACCCACACAGCCUCCUGUAGGGGUGACGAAGUCUGCGCUUUCUGGUGACUCUGCCCUCUUUCGGGCAGAGGACGCGGCCUCUCUACUGUACCCGAGUUUCCUGAACCAGACAGGGGCCUCGCUGACGGCAGAUCAUCAGUCUCAGUCGACCACAGCUCCGAGCUUACCCGGUGGCAACUCUCUCCUGGGUAAUCCUCCAAGGUGCGAAGGGGAGACGAACACGCUGCCGAACCAAGUUUCAGACUCUAGCGAGAGUACAGUUGUUGCCGGAGUAGGUUCCGACUCACGAACUGGUGCUGCCGUCUCGGAUCUGAGGCAGAGUUUGAACAGGGAGGACGUCGGUUGUGGGGACGGUAAACAACUGUCCUCGUCUGAGGCGGAUGCUGCUGGUCUGAUGCGAGACCCGUUUAGCUCAGGGGAACCAAUGAACCUUUUGUCGAACUCGAUGCCGGAUGGACACCGGGUGAGGAAAACAUCGAGUGCCGAUUCAUCAGAGGUCGUGACCCCAGUACUGGGCACACAGUCGGGCUCAGAGACGCCGGUACUGACCGACCAGAUGUUGCAGGCCCAUGCGCGGGAGACCUCAUGGGUCAUCAAACUUUGCAUGAAGAACAUCAUUGGUCAGCCAGAGUGUCAACGAGACGGUGCCCCAAUGAAGUUUGAACCCCUGCCCAUCAGGCUGGAAGCUCUGCAGGUUCUCACUAACCUAGUCAAGAACUACUUCCCGGUCAUCAGACACAGCCUAAGGCUACUCCAGAGUGUGGUCCAGCUAUGUUUUGAGGAUCCAAAUCACAUCAUCAAGCUACACGGGGCCAAGCUGCUGGACGAGUUGACGCAGGCGCUACAGAGAGACGUGCAGGACGCAAAGCUGGCUCCUUCGCAGGUGGUGCCCACACAACAGAUUCUGGACUUCUGGCUGUUCCUGCUGUCGGGCCCCCUCCCCCAGCUGCUGGCCGUUAACCCGGACCUAUCUACUGAGGGCAACAACCUGGUUCGGUCCGGGGCUUGCGAGUGUAUGGCCAAUAUAGGGGAGGAAAUAUUCGCUCAACUACCUCGUCCGCGACAGAUGCAGUGUGUGACCUUGGUGCUGGGUCUGGCCGGGGAUGAGGACAAGCUGAUCCGUGCGUCGGCCGUCAGGGCCCUCGGCAUCUACGUCAUGUACCCCACGCUCAGAGACGAUGUAGCAUUUGUGAUUGACGCUGCGAAGGCCAUCUUAGUAUGCGUGGCCUCCCCCGGCAACACGGUACGCUUCAAGGCUGCCUGGGCCAUGGCCAACCUGUGUGACUCUCUGGUCAGCAACAAGGACAACAAUCUGGAGGAUUUCAUGUCGGAUUUCCCAAAGCCUCUGCUGCUACAGCUGGUACAGCAGACAGCGGCCUCCAUCAGGGACAGUGACAAAGUGAGCUGCAACGCGGCGCGAGCCAUCGGAAACCUGCUACGCUACCUGCCCCCAGACAGCUUCGAGCAGAUCCAGAUGAUCGAGGCCAUAGACAAGGCUGUCAAAGGGCUCAUAAAAAACAUGAAUUCUGGCACCAUGAAGGUGCGGUGGAACAGCUGCUAUGCUGCCAGCAACGCCUUCCAGAACAGCCACCUGCCCAGCGACAGGCCCUGGGUCAGCGAUAUCCUCAGCAUGCUGUGUCGAGUGGUUCAGACCUGCACCAACUUUAAGGUCCGCAUCAACGCAGCGCUGGGUCUGGCUGCCCCUCCCACUAGGCGGGGCUAUGGGUCAUGUGACACGUUCAGCACUGUGUGGUUGAGUCUGGUCACAGCCCUGGAGACCGCGGAGAACAUCAACGACUUUGCAGAAUAUAAGUACAAGGAUACACUCACCGAACAUAUUUGCAGUGCAGCGCUCCACGUGUUGUCCACCACUGAGGUGGCUGACCUGUCACCUUUGGCCUCGGCUGUCCACUCUAAGGGUCAUGCCUUUCGGUCCUUUAUGGAGAGAUACAGCUCUCUGCUGGGCAGCAAAAAAUCUGUACCAGGCGCCGCGACUGCAGAGGACGUGCUUGCUCACCUAUCGUCACUUCAGACACAAACCACGUCAGAGGAGCAGCGGAGAUGUCUACAGGCAUUGUUGCAGGCCUGUUCUCCCGAUCCAGAUUUGUCCGAGGAAAGACCAAGUGAAGUCACAUCAUUUCAACAAAUUUACGACUAGUCAUCCAUUUUACUGCGAACCACUGUGUGUUUUCAUUUUGCCCCUCAUGCUCCUUUUCAGUGAAAAAUGUCUCAUAAAUUCACAACAUGGACUUUCGUGUGUGUUUCUUCAUACUGAUAUUAGCAUUUCAGGUCAUGUGUUCAUUCCUGUAAAUUUUGGGGACAGCUAAAGGGAGAAAGUUUGUCAUCAGGUCAUCUGCUUAGCAGAAAGGGAGUGUCGUUUUGGAGUCAUGUUUUAUAUAUACCAUUAUACUUAUACAAGUUUCUUAGAAGAGCUUUUACCUAUAAUUUACUCUUUUACAUGGGCAGACUAAAGGUCUUGACUCCUUCCAGCCUUUAUGCACAAUUUGUUCAUUGGAUAGUACUUUGUUCAGUUCUGCUGCAAGUUCUGAGGUUGGCUCGAGAUGUGGGUGAUAUAGGAUUGCGAGUGUGAAGACCCACUUUUUAUCACCCUCUAUCUUUCUUUCUAUUCAUAUUAGAAGUCCUGCUAGGUUUUAGUUUGGUUUGAUAGAGGUUUUGCGGUACUGUCAGUUACCUAGGUCCAUUUAGCCCAUGGGUUAGCGGACUAGGAGUUCUUAAGGUGUGGAAUCCAUUUUAUGUGUCACAACGCGAUGGAAUCAGGUGCUCGUCAAAUUUUUGAACCUACAGAGUUAUUGGUAUCAUCUUACAGUUUGUUCAUUUGUCUUGCUUAAAAUUGUUGAAAAGAAUAGUAAUCUAUCUUGAAUAGAAACUGAGUUGUUUACAUUUCAAGGAGGUACAGUAACCUGGUAGCACAAGUAAAAUUGCGAAAAAAUAGCCGCCAAAGUUUGGUGCCUUGGAAUUUGAAAAUUUACAUUUGUUGUACCUCUAAUCAACGUUUUUCAGUAAAAUCCGCCCAUAAAUGUGUUGUGACAUGGAGGUAAAAGGUGUUGGGCUAAAAAACAAAAAUAAAAAAUUCAAUAAAAAUUAUCUAUCGGGAAAAUGCCGUUUUCUUCGAUUUCAUUAAAAUUUUGCUGAGCUCCUGAUUUCAUCACAAUGCCUCACGUAUCAAUUCAGAACUACUUCCAGGGGAAGUAGAAGGCAUUAUGUUCCAUCUGAACGGAUGAUGAUGUUUGUGAUGUAUUGUUUUACCAUAAGUUUAUGCUCUGUGAUGAUGGCGAAUCUGGCUGAUGAGACAAGUGUGUACCAGAAAUUGUCGGUGGCCAUGAAUGCGAGAAAAGGAUGAAUGUUCUGCUCUCUGUUGCUUAAACGUGUGUGUCUCUUUAGACGUUGCAUCUGCUCAACAGCAAGCUCUAUGCACUUUGCAAUCUGAUCUAUACUAUUGCCCCAGCUAACCUGAUAGCAUUCUGAACCAAUCUUACCUUCUGGGGAAGCGAACAGUGCAAGCUGCCAUAAUUUAUGGGUGCUAAAAUCAUUAACAUUCCUUUUCUUUUUGUCAACGUUUUGAGAAGAGGAUCAAAGAAAAAGAAAACCGGUAGCCUUUGUGGCUUGUGAAACCAACCAUUUGCUUUUUCCCUUAGAAAAGUGAGUCUUGACCAUUGACGUCAUGUUUUCUCUGUUUACCAUUGACCCUACUGCUGCCGUUUAGUUUAUGAUGCCUGUGUACCUUUGGCAAAGACUUUUAUUUUUGCCUUCAAGAAAGUAAAAAAGAAUAUAAGGUCUCUUGUUUUAUAUUUGUAUUUGUUUCCAUUUUGCUUAUCACAUCAAUUUGUGUUUUGUUUGGCUGAAAUAAAGCACAAAUUACUUCCAUA
This is a messenger RNA of Aplysia californica (California sea hare), 5728 nucleotides long. RefSeq names its product HEAT repeat-containing protein 6. Bases 10 to 3999 code for a protein of 1329 amino acids. The record is from RefSeq and is a predicted model, not a curated record. Lineage: Eukaryota; Metazoa; Mollusca; Gastropoda; Aplysiida; Aplysiidae. The transcript is spliced from 25 exons.